AUGUCAACCUUCAACACACCCCGUACAACGCCAACACGCGUCUCGUCCCGCAAGACGACGCCAUCACCCGUCUCGGUCCCCGCCCCAAACCUUCCCCUCCCGCGUCUGGUCUCGCCCCGCCGCACACGUACUCGCCACAUGCGCAAUGACCCUACAAACUGCGGCCUCUACCCCGUCACUGAGACGGACGAGGACGACGCCCCCUCCCGCUGCCCCUCUCUGUUCUACGCUCCUACCUCGCCAGGAUCCGAGACACACCGCUCUUCGCUCGUCUACACACCAUGUAAUGACGACCACGACCAAGACCCCUUCGAGGACUACACCUUCUCUCCCGUGUCGGACACGUUCUUCGACGACCCGGCCACCAAGGCUCCUCGCGCCCUCCGUUCCCCAAUCCGCACUCCCAUUACUCCCAUGUCGCGCGUCCCCCGUGUCCCCAACUGCGCACCAUACCAGCAGCGAGUCCUUCUCCCCGCACUCCCCAUCCUCGCACCCUGCCAGCAGCGCCCAGCUCCUCCGUCCCCACCAACGCCUGGCACACCCAUCACCCCAACAACCCCCGGCAUAAUGAGUGCCAACCUCGUCAGCGCGCUGCGCGACCUCCUCACUACCUGCAGCGAGUACAAGUUGGACGGCGGUAUGUUUGCGGACGCCGACGACAUUGUUCCUGGACAAUUCGACGACGCUGUGUCCCCCAAGCCAUCAUCCCCCACGUUACUCGCCCAACCCACUUUGGCCUUCUGCCCUCUGCCAACCGUCCCUCCUCGCACCCCACCACCAAAGCACGCGACGUGCAUCGAGGAGCUCCUCCUAGCCCCCCGACAGACGCGCGGGCCAAGAGAGCCACUCGCUCCCGGCCUGGAGGGUGACCACUCUGUACUGGCUGGCAUGGCAGCCGCGGCGCGUGCCGACCGCCCCGCCGCCGAGGCUGCAGCGUACGAGGACCUCGCGCCUUCGUUUCCGUCACUCACUUCGAUGUCGACCGCGUCGUCUGCGUCGUCUCUCAGCUCGCUGUGCGGGAUGACGUCGGGCAUGACCAUGAUCCCUCGACCACCAGUCACGCCGCCCCAGCGCAAGCCUACAGUCUCUAGCCGCCGCCUGCUUCGUUCUCCACUGCCCGUCUGGUCUUAA
Messenger RNA from Cutaneotrichosporon cavernicola, 1131 nucleotides. RefSeq lists its product as uncharacterized. NCBI's taxonomy places the organism in Eukaryota, Fungi, Basidiomycota, Tremellomycetes, Trichosporonales, Trichosporonaceae. The record is from RefSeq and is a predicted model, not a curated record. The transcript has a single exon. The coding region runs from base 1 to 1131 and encodes 376 amino acids.